AUGUCGUGUGUUCACUAUAAGUUUUCUUCCAAACUGGACUACAACACAGUCACGUUCGAUGGGCUGCAUAUCACCCUGAACGAGCUAGUAAAGCAGAUUAAGAGCCGGGAGCGCCUGAAGGCCACAGACUGCGACCUGCAGAUCUCCGAUGCGCAGACUCGUGAAGAAUAUACCGAUGAUGAAGCCCACAUCCCGAAACACUCCUCCGUGAUUGUGCGUCGCACUCCGCUUGGUGGAGUAAAGCCCGCUGGCAGAACGUUCAUUGUAGAUCGUUCUGACACAGCUGUGGUUGGACCAUCUAGACCCACGGAUUCUUCUUCUUCUAUGUCACUUGCCCAACUCGCCAAGACGGCUAACCUGGUCGACGCAAAUGCAACAGAGGAUGACAAGAUCAAAGCCAUGAUGUCACAGUCAAACUAUGAAUAUGAAUCGAUAAAUUAUUCCAAGAAAGCAGUUGGACCUCCACCCGCUCACUAUAUCUGCCAUCGUUGUGGAAAGGCUGGUCAUUACAUUCGACAGUGCCCCAUGCUGUUGGUAAAGGACAAGAGCGUGGAGGGUCCUAAACCAGUCAGGAUAUGUAAGGGGAUUCCUCAGAGUUUCAUGGUGAUAGCAGAGCCUGGCACCAAAGGAGCCAUGUUAACCAGAACUGGAGAAUAUGCAAUACCUGCAAUAGAUGCGGAAGCGUACGCACAAGGAAAGAAGGAGCGCCCCCCCUUUGUUCCACAUGACCAGUCAUCAUCUGAGGACAAUGCAGACCCAAUCCCUGACGAGCUCCUGUGUCCAAUCUGCAACGACCUGAUGACGGACGCAGUAGUUAUACCCUGCUGCGGAAACAGUUACUGUGAUGAUUGUAUCCGGACGGCCUUACUGGACUCAGAGGAGCACAUCUGCUUCACAUGCAAACAAUCAGAUGUUUCACCUGAUAAUCUCAUCGCCCACAAAUGUCUUCGACAGGCUGUGAAUAACUUCAAGAAUGAAACACCAAACACCAAACUCGUACGCAAGCAGGUCCAACAGGCAGCGCUGCCUCCGCCUCGCUUCCAGAUGUCCAGGCCUCGGCACUCAAGACAGCAGGACCCACUUCUGGCCAAUGUCACUCACCCACCCCUUGCAAUCGUACCCACUGCUGCACCUCAAACACAGGUUCAGCCCCCUGCACCCUCUCCUCCUGCUCCUGUUCCUGCUCCUGUUUCCACUGCUGCGACUGCUACUGCUGCUGCUCCUACUCCACCUCAUACUGCUGCUGUCGAAGAUCAAGAUGUUUCACCAGCUCCGGCACCUGUCGCUGACCAACAUUCUCCUAUGCACUCUACCGGCCAGGGCGAGCCAACCCCACCUGGUGAAAUGGAUCCAGAACCUACUGUGAGACGAAGUCCAGAAAGUGUCCCAGAAAUUGGAGCACACGGCUACCAUUUAUCUGUUCUUGGCCUACCGCCACCGAUAAGGCUGCCACAUCCUCCAUCAGGUCACCAGUCAGGACCCCAUCACCCUCACCGAGGAGGAGGCAGAGACUGGGAGAGGUCCUACACAGGUAGAGGAGAUCAGCCCCCCGCCCACCUCCAUAUAGCUCCACCUCCCGGACCAGCUCCUCCGGUGUACCCGUCUCCAUCCAUGUACCUGCCCCCACCACAGUCCUACCCUCCUCCAUACACCUCUGGCCUUCUACCUCCUCCAUUCGGUUACCCGCCUCAGCCAAUUUAUGCCCCUGGACCACUGGGGUUCAACCCUCCCUGGAUCCCCCCUGGUGUCCAGCCCCCCCACCGUGGACCCCCCUACUCUCAGCCCCCCCUCUCCAAGGAAUAUUGCUACAGACAAAGGCACCGAAAGGACAAAACUACAUCCAAACUGGAUGAAUUUACUAAAGACUUCCACAAAGACCUGAUGAAGUACAGAAAUCCACCAAAGAGAAGAAGACCAUCUUAUUCCAGGUCUCGGUCAUUCAGUCGUUCUCCAUUCAGCCGCUCUCCGUACACUCGAUCUAGAUCAAGAUCUAGAUCCAGGUCUUACUCUUAUUCCCCGAGUCGAUCCCGCUCCCGUUCACGCUCCCAUGGCCGGUCUUUUCCACGCUCCCCUUAUUCCAGCCACAAUGGACGCAGUUAUGGACGUUCACGGUCAAGGUCCCGCUCCCGCUCGCGGUCUUAUGGGUAUCGCCGCUCUGGCUCUCCGCGGUCUCCUCCUCCCUUCCCGGCCGGACCCUGGGAGGGAGCAGAAGGACAGGGACCUGGAGGCCAUGAUCGCUGGGAGAGAGAAAGACAUAGACAAUGGGAAAAGGAGUACACAGACUGGUACAAUAAAUACUACAAAGACUACGACAACCAACAUCCCUCACUUCAUCACAGAGGUCGCGGCAGCAGAGACAGGGAGAGGGACAGAAUGUCUCCGUUACCCAGAGAUUACUCCCCUCAGGGGAGAGGAAGAAGAGGUAGGGAAGAGAGAGGUGCUCCCCCUCACCAUCCUCCCUCCUCUUCAUCAUCAGGGACUAAGUCCAGCACAAAAGUCCUCAAAACAAAGAAAGCAAAAAAGAAGAGGCCAGGGGAGGAACCUGAGACAUCACACCAUUCAGCAGACAGAGGUGAUGCUACUCCUGUCAGAGAUGAACCGAUGGAUGAAAUCCCCUCAAUCAAUAAAACACCUCCCAGCUCCUCAAAACCUGCAUCUGGCUCCGGAGUCGCUAAAGCUUCUACUUCAAAAAGUCCUGCUGCACCUGCUAAGCCCUCAAACAAGACCGUAUCCAAGACCCCGUCUGAUAAGACCAGGAAAGAGAAGGCUCAGAAAGUGAAGCCUAAAGUGAAGACCAAUAAAGCAAAUCCAGAAGAUCACAUCAACUCAACUAUCACCCAAAAGGAAAAGAGUAAAAGCUCUAGAGUGAGGCCUCCCCUGCUGAAGACCCCUCCCCUGUCCUCCCAGAAUCUUAUCUACCAUCACUGCUCCCUCAUGUUGCCCCAGCGGGGAAAGAUGCUGAAGAGCAAACCCAGGAUCAGAUAUCUGAACAAUCUACAGGAGUGUGAGGCAAUCCGUUAA
Limanda limanda (common dab) is the source of this 3021-nucleotide messenger RNA. Its product is annotated as E3 ubiquitin-protein ligase RBBP6-like. The record is from RefSeq and is a predicted model, not a curated record. Gene Ontology annotation, molecular function: zinc ion binding; ubiquitin protein ligase activity; nucleic acid binding. Bases 1 to 3021 code for a protein of 1006 amino acids. Gene Ontology annotation, cellular component: nucleus. The transcript has 16 exons. Lineage: Eukaryota; Metazoa; Chordata; Actinopteri; Pleuronectiformes; Pleuronectidae. Gene Ontology annotation, biological process: mRNA processing; protein ubiquitination; ubiquitin-dependent protein catabolic process.